UCUGAUAACAGAAUCCUUUUUCCGGCUCGAAACUUCCCUUUCUCCAUUGAAACAGCUACAUUUUCACGUAAAAAACAAUCUCAUUUCGCCAAAAUCCUCACAAAUUUGACACAAAUUUAUUAAAAUUUGUAUAUGUUUUAAUUAAUCCGUGCACCUACAUUUUGCAAUCUUCUUCUAUUUAUUGGAGGAAUUGCAUGUGAAAAGCUAUAUAUAUUUGACAGUUUGUGAGAAUUAUUGAGGGAUCGGAGAUGGGGGAGAGGUUUAUAAUUGAGGUUGAACCGGCGAAGCCAGCCAAAGAUGGAAAACCGUCAGUCGGACCGGUUUAUCGGAGUUUAUUCGCUAAGGACGGGUUUCCACCUCCGGUCGAAGGCUUAGAUAGCUGUUGGGAUAUUUUCCGUAUGUCAGUGGAGAAAUAUCCCAACAACCGAAUGCUUGGCCGUCGUAAGUUUGUGGAUGGAAAGCCUGGAAAGUAUGUGUGGAUGACUUACAAAGAAGUAUAUGACAUUGUCAUAAAAGUAGGAAAUGCCAUCCGGAACUGUGGUGUGGAACAAGGAGGAAAAUGUGGUAUUUAUGGUGCCAACUGCCCUGAGUGGAUUAUAAGCAUGGAGGCAUGCAAUGCUCAUGGACUCUACUGUGUCCCUCUGUACGACACUUUAGGUGCUGGUGCAGUGGAAUUUAUCAUUUCCCAUGCUGAGGUUUCAAUUGCUUUUGUUGAGGAGAAAAAGGUUCCCGAGCUUUUGAAAACAUUUCCAAAUGCAGCGAAGUACUUGAAGACGGUUGUGAGUUUCGGGGAAGUCACUCCUCAACAAAAGGAAGAGGUUGAAAAGUUUGGAGCGGCUCUCUUUUCCUGGGAUGAGUUUCUACAAUUAGGAAGCAAAAAUCAGUAUGAUCUUCCAGUGAAAAAGAAGACUGAUAUUUGCACAAUAAUGUAUACUAGUGGAACAACUGGAGAACCCAAGGGUGUGAUGAUUUCGAAUAAUAGCAUUGUUACUCUUAUAGCUGGAGUGAAGUGUUUUCUUGAGAGUGUACAUGAGGCGUUGAACGUGAAUGAUGUAUAUCUCUCAUAUCUUCCCUUGGCACAUAUCUUUGAUCGGGUGAUUGAAGAAUGUUUCAUUAGUCAUGGCGCCUCAAUUGGAUUUUGGCGAGGGGAUGUCAAGUUACUAACUGAAGACAUUGGAGAGCUGAAACCAACUGUCUUCUGCGCAGUACCUCGGGUAUUAGACAGAAUAUAUUCAGGUUUGCAACAGAAAAUUUCUUCAGGGGGUCGGCUAAGGAGCACACUGUUCAAUAUUGCAUAUGCUCGCAAACUUCAAUAUUUGAAGAGUGGGUGUAAAUAUCACGAAGCAUCUCCAAUUUCCGACAAAGUUGUUUUCAGUAAGGUAAAAGAUGGGUUAGGAGGCAAAGUGCGUCUUAUAUUAUCUGGAGCAGCACCCCUCUCAUCUCAUGUGGAAGCUUUUCUGCGAGUUGUAGCAUGUGCUCAUGUUCUUCAAGGAUAUGGUCUGACUGAAACUUGUGCUGGUACAUUUGUAUCACUACCCAACCAAUUUGAUAUGCUUGGUACGGUUGGUCCUCCUGUGCCCAAUGUGGAUGUGUGUUUGGAGUCCGUUCCUGAAAUGGAAUAUGACGCUCUUUCAAGCACGCCACGUGGAGAAAUAUGCGUGAGGGGUGACACUGUGUUUUCUGGUUAUUACAAGCGUGAGGACCUCACGAAAGAAGUCAUGAUUGAUGGGUGGUUUCACACAGGGGAUAUUGGUGAGUGGCAACCAAAUGGUAGCUUGAAGAUAAUUGAUCGCAAGAAGAACAUUUUCAAGCUAUCACAAGGUGAAUAUGUUGCAGUCGAAAAUUUGGAGAAUAUAUAUGGCAAUAAUCCUGUUAUUGACUCGAUAUGGAUAUAUGGAAGCAGCUAUGAGUCUUUCCUUGUUGCUGUUGUUAACCCAAACAAACAAGAGGUUGAAAAAUGGGCUAAACAGAAUGGCCUCUCUGGGGAUUUUAAUUCCCUAUGUGAAAAUCCAAAGGUGAAAGAACACAUACUAGGGGAGCUCACAAAAGCUGCAAAAGAGAAGAAGCUGAAGGGCUUUGAGUUCAUAAAAGCUCUACACCUUGAUCCGGUGCCAUUUGACAUGGAACGCGACCUUCUGACUCCAACAUUUAAGAAGAAAAGACCACAGUUACUCAAAUACUACAAGGAUGUGAUUGAAACCAUGUACAAGGAUGCUAAAUGAACUUGCAAGGCUGAAACUAGCAGCUUUUCUUUUUAACUCCACUUUUUUUUGGUUUUGUUUUUGUACUGUACAUAUCACUCAAAGAGGAUGAGAUAUUGUUUUAGCAAACUGGAUUAUCCUGUAAUGCAAGGGAAGAUAUUUUUUUAUUGGAUUGCUUUAGUUUAAAGCUGAAAAUGCAAUUUCAGGGAUUUUUUUAA
Molecule: messenger RNA, 2419 nt
Organism: Nicotiana tabacum (common tobacco)
Lineage: Eukaryota; Viridiplantae; Streptophyta; Magnoliopsida; Solanales; Solanaceae
Product: long chain acyl-CoA synthetase 4-like
Biological process (GO): fatty acid metabolic process
Cellular component (GO): membrane; endoplasmic reticulum
Molecular function (GO): long-chain fatty acid-CoA ligase activity
Source: RefSeq, a predicted model, not a curated record